CAAAUUGGUUUUGGAAAAAUUAUAAAUGACAAAGAGUAAAUGAUAUUAAUAGUGAAACUGAAAUGAGUAAUUUAUUGCAUAUUAUUGACAUUUUUACUUGUCUAAAAGUGUUUUUUAAAUCAACAUCCUGAUGAUUUUUAAAAGGUAAAAUGACUUGAAAAUGAAGAACAGUUGUAAUGAACAGCUGGAGGCUAAGAUAGCCGAACGUGAUGAACGAGCUAGGAAAGUUUAUCGGUAUGUGAGUGAUGUGUCGAGACGCAUUGGCGAAGCAACAGCUCAAUGUACAAGUCUAUCGGAUUUGUUUGCAACAAAUAUCGAAGUACAGAGACAGAAAUUACGUGAGAAUUGCGAAAAACUAUUUUUUUGCGAUCCUAUAAACUAUGGAAAGAAAUCACUUGAACUGCUUUGGCGAAAAGUUUACUAUGAGACUGUGUGUGCUGCAAAAAAGUUUAGGGAAUCUAAUAAUGAAUUUGAUGGAUAUUUAUGUACUCAUAUAAUGAGUGGUAUCGGACAUUUUCAUCACAUCAUAACAAGAAUCGAGUGUGAAAUGAAAGUGAGGAUUAAAGAGUUGGACUAUACCCCUCUACAUGUUGAUGAAGAUAAUGAAGAUAAAAAAGAAAGUUAUGAACAUGAGCUCCAAUUUGCUAAAUCAUCACUUUUUUCCUGUUUAAUUUAUCUAGGUGAUCUAUGCCGUUACCAAGCUGAAAUGUCCAAUGCAUUUGAUCCAUCAAUAGCAGCUCGUUACUACUUGCAAGCCAGUCAAGUAGAUUUGUCAUCAGGCAUGCCAUACAACCAGUUGGGCAAUUUAUUUCUCGACAAAAAUUAUAAUUUGGAUUCAGUCUCACAUUAUAUUCACUGUUUGAGCUCUGUGUCACCCUUUGAAGGAGCUAUUGGAAAUUUAGUGAAAAUAUUUGAAAAGAACAAUCAAUUUCUAGAAACUAUCAAUGAUUCAGAGACUAGUACACAAACUGAACAUAUACAAAAUACAAUUGCUGAGUUCCUAUCACUCACUGAAAUAUGGUUUCUUGGCAAAGAUGAUACCAAUGUCCCCAAAUUGUGCAGUAAUAUAGCGCAAAAGCUCAAAAUUGGAAUGGAUUUUAGUGGUAACCCUUUACCAGAUAUAAAUAAAAAUUAUACUGAACAUGUGCAGGCUUUUGAGGAAGAACAAAUCAAUCCAUCCUAUUUAAAUUCUAGUAUGAUACACAACAUUGUGGAAAUAUGUCUCUUUACGAAUGCAAAACUGGUUGAGAUAGACGAGCCUAAGGCAUUUGCUUCUAAAGCGUUUACUUUAGCCUUUUUGGCUCAACUGUUACAAAAAUUACACAAGCAUUUGGAGUCUCUGGGCCUAAAAAGUCCAGCAUAUCAAUACAUACCUAGAGUUCAACUACAGGAACUUAAAGAAGGUGAUAAAAAUGUAACUGAAGAAGUAACAAGACCAGAAGAAAAUGUAAUGUUGAAUGGGAAAGAUAACAAUGUUAGGAGUGAAGUAGACGUUAAAGACAAAUCGGAUGCAGAAGAACCUAAACAAUUAAAUGGAGAUGCUAAAAAGAAGACUUUAAGCAAACGACGGCGACGUCGACGUAUACUGUCUUCUGGGAGUUCUGAUAUUACAGAUGCAGAUACUGAAAGUAGUGAAGUAGAUACAGAUAAAUCAGAAUCAGAGGAUGAGAUAUCGGAUUCCACAUAUGAGUCAGAAGAUAACUCGAAAAGUGAAGGAUCAAUCUAUGAAGAAACAGAUAGUGAAGAUGUUCCAAUGAAUGGCAAUGGUGAUGAGCACAGAGAUGUUAAAGAAAUUGUAAAGGAUCCAAUAAUAAAAUCAGAAGACAGUAAUAGAAAAAGUGUCCCUAAUGUUGACACUAAAUUAGAUAUUGAAGGAAUACAAAACUUUCUGAUGGGUGAUAAUUUCUUGUCAAGUAUAAAAUUGUUACUAGAUUGGGUACUUUUAGAAAAAGACCUCAUACUUUCUUGUGGUGAAAGUGGUGAAUCAUUAUUUCAAUGUGUUGUGGACUUAUUGAAUAUAUUUCUACACUAUUUUCAUUACAAAAACCACAAUAACUUUCCAAAGGAGGAUUGUAAUAUUUUAAAUUAUGCUAAAAUUCUUGUUAAAAAAUUAAAACUUGAAUAUAAGACAAUUCCGUUGCCUGAAGAUAUUAAUUUGCGUGGCACAAAUAUUUGCAAAUUCGAUAAAGACGCAGCAGAAUGGCAGUUAUUAACUAAAUACAAACCAACAGUUUAUGAAGAGAAUGUUAUUAGAAUGCUAAAUUUCAUCGACUUUGGAUAUCAGAUUGCCAAGAUUGUACCCAGAAUAAGAUUCAACAGAUCAAUGAAAAUAUUCUAUUAUAAAAAGAAUUUACCACCGAAAAUCACCACCAAGGUUAACCAUAAAAAAACCAGAGAAUGGCACAAUUCCAAAAAACCUUUAGAAUCGCGAGAAGGAGGUCUCCUUCGCCGUCUUGGUCGUCUUUGGCUGGUUUCUCAAGUAAAAGAGCUGGAGCGCACAGGAACUACACCCGCGCCGUCUCUACUUGCAUUAGACACGGCUUCAUUGUACAAACAUUUAAAGAGGGUGAAGCAAUUAUUGAGAACAAGGAAUUUCAUAUUUCUGGUACCCACAGUUGUUUUACAAGAAUUGGACGAAUUGAAACGGGAACGUAGUUCUGCAAGAGAUGCAAUACGUUGGCUAGAAAUACAACUGAAGAGUGGAUCGCGUUUCCUUAAAACACAGCGGCCUGGACAGUUAAAACCGCUGCCUCUAUUGAAGUACCCACGUAAAUUACCACCACAUGUGCACAACUUCAUCCAGAUAUUGGAAUACUGCAACCAUUUUAUAGAGGAAGAGAAGCAAAGUCAAAUUGGUGGGACCGGAGAUCCUGAUAAUUCGGUCAACUCGAAAACAUCUUCACUACUAAUACUGCUAGUUGGUGAUGAGCCAGGAUCUAAUGAUGAACAAUUUAAAGAGUUCAGUAUGACAGGCGCUGCGCAGUCUGCUGGCAUUUCCGUGGAGUACAUUGGUGACUUUUACACAAAAUGGCGGCAAACUGUACAUAAGAGUGGCAAGAAAAGAUGAACGAUUUGCAUUCAAUCUCCGGUCUCGAUUGCAAUGAGUUGGAUAGAGGAAGGUGACAUACCUCUGAAGUAAUACCAUCUGGUAACGAUUGACAACGUUUAUAACACGCGAUUGCAUUGUUCGUAACGACUAAGACAUGAACAUUCGCUUUCUAGAUGGAAUAUAUUUUGAGGGUCGCUUUAAUGUCUUUAUAUUUUCGAUAUCAAUCCGCCGUUUAUACAUUGGUAUCUAUUUUCAAUGUAUUUUUGGGAAUUUUAUUUCAUUCAUCAUCUACUUUGUUAAAGGGUUCAUAAUCGCAUUUUCAUUUUUAUCCAUAUUUUUUUUUUCAUAAUCAUUUCUUCAUCAUUAUUUUGUAUUACAUUG
Messenger RNA from Papilio polytes (common Mormon), 3430 nucleotides. It is a transcript of the gene Smg5, whose product is annotated as protein SMG5. Bases 161 to 3067 code for a protein of 968 amino acids. The transcript has 4 exons. Gene Ontology annotation, cellular component: telomerase holoenzyme complex. Gene Ontology annotation, biological process: nuclear-transcribed mRNA catabolic process, nonsense-mediated decay. Gene Ontology annotation, molecular function: telomeric repeat DNA binding; protein binding; telomerase RNA binding. The record is from RefSeq and is a predicted model, not a curated record. Lineage: Eukaryota; Metazoa; Arthropoda; Insecta; Lepidoptera; Papilionidae.